UAAGCAAACGAAGUUGUUCCCCUAUCGACGCGCCAUCCCCAACGCAUAUAUCCAGUCCUUCGCUCGAUAACCAUGUCCAACGCGUCUGAUUCAGUUGUUCCGCAAGGCUCUGCGCACACCACCAGCUUUGACCCCGAUGUCAUCGCCGACCGAGGUUACAUGACGACUGAGGAGACUCAUUAUAUGGUAAACGCCAUAGCAGAAGCUUCAAGACGCGUCAACGUGAACCGCGCCGACGUGAACAGCUUGCAUGUUGCAGCUGGGCGGAACGCUGGCGAUGGAGAUAUCGAGGACCCAGACUCGGACUCAGACUCAGACUCGUCUGGUGAUGAAGAUGAAAUCCCCUAUCACGCCGCUCGUAUUUUAAUGGCCAGGUCUGGGGUUCCGCCCUCCCGGGUCGAAGCUAAUAUAGAGUUUCUCCGCCUUUUUACUUCUCUGCCCCCGUCCGAACGAGAUGUGAUACGUGCGAAGCUUGCAGCGGAUGUUGAGGCCGACGAGUCUUCAACUUCGCGUUCUACCCCACACUCCACUGCAGAUGCAGACCUCGUCUUUCGUGAUGAAAACACCAAACUCGUAUCACUAGAGGACUAUCACGAUAUUCCUCGCGCCGUCAUUAACCUCGCCAAGUCGAAAACCCAUGUUCCGCUCAUCCUCUUGACGUUUGAUUCUAUGGAGAGAAUCCAUGCGGGGGAUGACAUUUCCAGUUUUCCGCCAGAAGACACGCUCUCUUUGGUCGAGUUCCACCAGGCGUCUUUCAAUUUCAUUAAACUCAUGUCUCUAGUCGCAGAACCCGCCAUCGUAGAGCGGUUCAAGCAACACAGAAGCUUCUGCUUGUCGCACAUGAUGGAAAGAUACCGAACGGUCCUCGCAUUUGACAUGGAAACGAGACGUAUAUUCUUCAACACGGAAUCUUUCCUCGCACAGGAUGCUUAUUUACGUCGCUGGCACGCGAUGGAUAUGGAUAUGAUGAAUUUGGAAGUUCGCGAAGCUGUAGAAGAGAGGGCAGCUGCUGUAGAAGAAGCCGCCAAGUCUGGGCACUCCCAUGGCCACAGGUUCCAUCCAUACAGCAAGUCUGAUGGGAACGGGUGCCUUUGCCUUAUCUGUGGACGGACAGGACACAAAGCUAGCGGAUGCACGAAUGCGUAUACUGUCCACGGCGAUGCGGUGGUGUGCGAGUGGGACGGGACACUGGUUCUGAAAUCGACUUCGGAAGUGGUUUGUAUUUCGUUCAAUAUUGGAAGAUGCGCAAAGGAUCACGAACGGGUUCAUGUUUGCUCGAUUUGUGGGUGCGAAAGCCAUGAUGCGAAGUUGUGCUGUUAAGAUGGUGUUCCUUGGCAGGCGGAUCUGGGAGUCCCUGAUUGGAAAAUUUAGCUGGCAGUGCUAAAUGAGGAGUUGAUGAGUCGACGAGGGGGGACAUUCAACUUCAUUGUACUAGGUAUCCGUUUCUUGGGGUCGAACCCUGUCGAACCUUGUCGAACGUGUGCGGAGUGACGGUUGUCCGCUAAAUCAUGAUAUUAUAGUUGAAAUUUGGAGGAUGUAUGGUCGUGUGAGGUUACGGAGGCAGAUGCGGCAGGCUGAUGGCGCAGUUGAUGACGGGAUAUCUCAUUGGCUGAUAAAGAAAUAAUAUGACGUCGAUUAGCGGUUACCGUUGGUUGCCCAAUGUCGGCUAUGCACCAACGGGGCUAUAUCAUAAAGUAGCAGCAUAUUCCAUCUAAUUGCUAAACCAAA
Messenger RNA from Suillus clintonianus, 1728 nucleotides. RefSeq lists its product as uncharacterized. The transcript has a single exon. Gene Ontology annotation, molecular function: nucleic acid binding; zinc ion binding. Bases 73 to 1320 code for a protein of 415 amino acids. The record is from RefSeq and is a predicted model, not a curated record. Lineage: Eukaryota; Fungi; Basidiomycota; Agaricomycetes; Boletales; Suillaceae.